GCCCAAGACCAAAAAAAUAUAAAACCCCAGUUAGGGUUUUACAUCAACCCCCGCCGCACCUCUUCCUCUGUCGUCUCUCUGCAAAUCGCAACCCGUAGAGGGACUGUAUGAGCUCAGCAAUGGCGGCAAAAGCAAGGAACCCGAGAAAGACCCGAAACCCAGAUCUCGUUCGCGGGGUGGGUAAGUUCUCAAGGUCCAAAAUGUACCACAAACGUGGUCUUUGGGCUAUCAAGGACAAAAACGGCGGCGUUUUCCCUCGCCACGACGCGAAGCCGGCGGCAGAGAUCCAGCCUGAGAAGCCGCCCAAAUUCUACCCCGCCGACGACGUCAAGAAACCUCUCGUCAACAAACGCAAACCGAAGCCCACCAAGCUCAGGGCUAGUAUUACACCAGGGACGGUGCUGAUUAUAUUGGCUGGAAGGUUUAAAGGAAAGAGAGUUGUUUUUCUUAAGCAGCUUUCUUCUGGGCUCCUGCUUGUUACCGGUCCCUUUAAAAUUAAUGGUGUGCCCUUGAGACGUGUUAAUCAGUCUUACGUGAUUGCCACUUCUACCAAGGUUGACAUUUCUGGGUUGAAUGUUGAAAAGUUCGAUGAUAAAUACUUUGCUAAGGAAGUUGAAAAGAAGAAGAAGAAGGGAGAGGGCGAAUUUUUUGAGACCGAGAAAGAGGAGAAGAAUGUGCUGCCGCAAGGAAAGAAAGACGAUCAGAAGAGUGUGGAUGCUUCAUUGAUAAAGUCCAUUGAGGCUGUCCCAGACUUGAAGACGUACUUGGCGGCUAGAUUCUCUCUCAAGGCUGGCAUGAAGCCUCAUGAGCUUGUCUUUUAGACCAUUAUCCUUGGGAUAAUUUUCUGCUCUUCAGCUUGUUUUUUCGCUUAAGAUUAUCUGCGAACUCGGAAUUUUCAUUCGGAAUUUUCAUUUUGCCGGUGUAUUCAAAUUUAUACUCAUUCUGGUUUGGUUUUGAUUA
This is a messenger RNA of Pyrus x bretschneideri (Chinese white pear), 960 nucleotides long. RefSeq names its product 60S ribosomal protein L6. Lineage: Eukaryota; Viridiplantae; Streptophyta; Magnoliopsida; Rosales; Rosaceae. Gene Ontology annotation, molecular function: RNA binding; structural constituent of ribosome. Gene Ontology annotation, cellular component: ribosome; cytosolic large ribosomal subunit. Gene Ontology annotation, biological process: cytoplasmic translation; ribosomal large subunit assembly. The record is from RefSeq and is a predicted model, not a curated record. The transcript is spliced from 4 exons. Bases 108 to 821 code for a protein of 237 amino acids.